Molecule: messenger RNA, 2282 nt
Organism: Amoebophrya sp. A25
Lineage: Eukaryota; Dinophyceae; Syndiniales; Amoebophryaceae
Source: the annotation of a GenBank genome assembly
AUGAAUCCGGAAUACGACUAUCUGUUUAAGCUUCUCCUGAUAGGAGACUCAGGUGUCGGGAAGAGUUGUCUGCUUUUGCGAUUUGCCGAUGACACCUACACCCAAUCUUACAUCUCCACGAUUGGUGUCGAUUUCAAGAUCCGAACAAUCGAUUUGGAAGGCAAGACAGUGAAGCUCCAGAUCGUACUUUCUAUACUGUCGGCUAAAGCGUCAUUAUAUUGGAAUUUGACCCAUAGUAGAGAUAGAAAUAGAUCUGCAACAUCAAGAAUAUCAACAAAAUCUCAAAAAUUUUCGAACAUUGACAUAAUAAUUCCUGGAAAACCCAUUUGCUUGCUUCGUCCUCACAAAAAUCACCCACACUGACUCCUCUCUGCAUCAAAUUCAAACAAACCAAAACCCAAACAAACAGUGGGACACGGCAGGGCAGGAACGAUUCCGCACAAUUACUAGCUCAUAUUAUAGAGGAGCACACGGCAUUAUUAUCGUGUACGAUGUCACGGAUAGGGACAGCUUCGAAAACGUGAAACACUGGAUCCAGGAGAUCGAUAAAUAUGCGGCAGAUGGCGUUAAGAAGUUGCUGGUAUGGAUUUUUUACGAUUUUGAAUCGGAUUUUUUACGAUUUUGACGACGCAAGGAUGCGUCAUUGGAACAGUAGCAUGCUUAUAGCAUGUCGUAAUAGAUGUUCAAAUACAACUUACUUUGUUUUUCAUCACUUUAUUUACUUCCUACUAACACCUGCUGCUCUUACAAGAAUAUUAUCUUCGAGGAAUCCCCCUCACACUACUGAUUCUACUACAUCAGGUCGGCAACAAGUGCGAUUUGGCCAGUAAAAAAGUUGUGUCCUACGACGAAGCGAAGGAAUUAGCAGACUCUUUGGGUAUCGGCUUCAUGGAAACUAGUGCCAAGAACAGCCAUAAUGUGGAGCAAUCUUUUAGUAUGAUGGCUGCGGAGAUCAAACAAAAAAUCGCGACACAGCCCAAAUCCCUUGGUGCCGCAGGUGGAGUGCCGCUCGGACCAGGUGGCGUUACACCGGGCAACCCAGUGGGCGGCGGAUGCUGCAACUAGAAGGACCACAGGCUUCUGGCACUUGUCUAAGUUCUUGUAGUGGUGUCGAAACAUCUAGUUGUAGGCGUAGUCGUGCUGUUACAACUUCCAGUUCCAUCUCUUUAGAAGAACCAGAAGUACUAGAUCAUCAAGUUGUAAGGACGACGAACAGCAGAACUAUUACUACCACCGGUCAUCAACAAAGUAGAGCACCAAGAGAUGCGGGCACGACGAAGUCAGCUACUUAGUAUAAUUUGCUGUUCUCUCCUCGUAUCUACAACAUGUAUAUCAACUAUUGUAAUUUUUUCUGACAAAUUUAUUGACAACUACUACAGUACUUUUCCUUGAAGAUUCAGAUAAGUAUUGGUUAAUAUCAUUUCAUUUUCAUUUGACUUUUCACAAUGGCAAACAAUCAUUAGGACAAGAGAAGUAUCUAAAUUGGCAUCAUGAUGUAGUACUGUGAACAACGUUGAUGAACAGGACGGACAGAGGCCUCUCCACCCUUUGCCUUUGCUCGUGAGUAGGGAAUUGCGCCAGCUGAUUCGCACGAAAAUUAAUUAAGUCACAACACAACUACAACUAGUUUUUGUUGAUGUUUUUUGAUGCAGCAGUCAGUUCGUUGAUGUUGAAUGUCUGUGAUGAAGAGAUGAAGCUCCUCAAGACUAUGUGCUGACUAGUCGUUCUUUUUUAGCAUACCAUUCAUUGACACGCCACAUUGAAGGAGAACAGAGCACAUCUACCUCUACCAGAAGAUCCUCCUCAUCGUUCUCACCGCGUUCAACAUCAUACUAGAUGAAAGAAGUUGUUUCCUUUUUUGACCUAAUCACUGACCACCUCAUUCCAAUGGUAACAUGAUGUACCUCCUAAUAUGUUGUGUUAUCAUUGGGUUUGACCUUCACAAACCCAUGUAGUUGACCCCUUUCACGACGACCUCGUUAACUUCGACACACAAAGCAUCGCAGGAGCCACAGAGUAUGUAUGAUUAUGCAUGCUUCUGUCGGCCGAGUUUUCUGUUCAUGUUCUGCUAGAUCGGGACUACUUUGAUGAAUAAGUAAAUUAAAGUCAUUGUAGUUUUGCCUCUUUUUUCCCUCCGUUGGCUAAGACGGUCGUCUUUUGAAGUAGUGCGUGAUUUACUACUUCCCGCAACCGCAAAAAUGAUCAACUACCUUUGAUCCGCUUUCGCGACGUGAUCUGGAUCCGCUCAUAUAAUCUACAAAGAUCUCAACCUCUGAUCAAGU